AGGGUUAGAGCGAAAAGGGUAGGUGACGGCGCAUCCGACCGAGAAGGCAAAGGUUCCACGGCCGGCUAUGAUAUAUAGAGUGAAGCGACUUAUGUUUAAAUCGCGUUGGGAAGUGGCCUAGAUUAGAGGGACUUUGCAGCAUCAAAUCCUAACCCGAUAUCUAAGCGUUUAAGACUUUUUAAUACUUUUAUGGGAUUUCGUGCUAGACGGCACGGUGGCUGAUGGCCGGCCAGUGAUUUGUUGGGCUUUAAGGAAGACGUCGGACGUUCGCGCGACCGUCGGAAAAAUUGAUUUGGCGAUUAUUUUCGCGAGGCUCGGGAAAAGGAACACGGGGUUUUCAGUGAGGUUUCGGGGUAGGACUGUUUUUUCUGUGCGAUCAAAUAAAGAGUGAGGCGGUUUUUGAGGGUUAAGAUUGACCCUUAUACUCGUUUGAAGUGAGACCGAAAUCAUCCGCCACGACGACCCUCCUACACAGCCUCGCCCCCUACAAGCCCAUGGAUAGGAUAGAGCAACUGUCGGAUCCAGCUCUGUGCCUCCAGGAACUAGUGACCGGGGUGACCACGUCCUCGGCCAACUCCGAUCAUCUCCAUGGCGUUCACCACCUGCACGACUCGGUCAGCUCGGCGGUCUCGGUCAGCUCGGCCAUUUCCGGAAUCAUGAGCGGGGGAUCGGCGGUGCUCGGUCACCACGUGACGUCACACGAUUCGGGACACCAUCACGGGGUGGUGCCGCACACCCCGUCGCUGCACCACGAGCCGUUGGAGAAACUAAAACUGUGGGCCGAGACCGGUGACUUUAGAGAUGCGCACUCCACUGGUUCCAUGACACCCUCCAGUUCGACGAAUAUGGAUCACCCCCAACUGCCUUUCCCUGCCACUGUCAGGAGUAGGACACGUGAUCGAAAAGGAAGUCGAUCGCUUUCCGAUUCAAUCAAAACGGAAGCGGGCGUUGGAGUCGAUACUCCCGAAUCUGAAGAUGGGAAGAACGACAAAAAAACGAAACGUCAACGGCGACAACGGACGCAUUUCACGAGUCAACAAUUACAAGAAUUGGAGGCGACGUUUGCCAGAAAUCGAUAUCCUGAUAUGAGCACAAGGGAGGAAAUUGCGAUGUGGACCAAUCUAACUGAAGCUAGAGUUCGAGUGUGGUUCAAAAACCGGAGAGCCAAAUGGAGGAAACGCGAACGCAACGCAAUGAACGCCAUGAACGCGGCGGCCGACUUCAAAACCGGCUUCAGCACCCAAUUCAACGGACUCAUGCCCACCAUCAGUGACGACAGCUUCUACUCCUACUCCACCUACAACAACUGGGCAGCCAAAGUCCCCAGUCCCCUCAGCACCAAGCCCUUCUGGCCAGUGGUACCAUCCAACCACCACCAAAGCCCUGUAAACUGUUUCAAUUCUGCCACAUCAGUUGCUGCUGCCUCUAUGGGUGGUGCAGCUAGUUCCAUGUUGCCCGGAGCUAUGGGUACGGGACUUACGAGCACACCCGGAGCAGUUUCAGCUCAACCCUGUCCUUAUACGACUCCAGCUAAUCCUUAUAGUAUGUAUCAUCACCGAUCAGCUGCGGAACCUUGUACGGCAAUGUCAUCCAGUAUAGCCUCGCUGAGGCUGAAAGCGAAACAGCACACGGGAUUCGUGGGUUAUUCGAGUGUGAGUCCUGUGAGGUCAUCUUCGGCAGGAUUGCAGGCCUGUCAAUAUGCAGGAAGUGGGAUAGGAGUGGGGGAGAGGCCUGGCUGAGACGAGGAAGAGGCCCUUGGGGGCCAUCAGCUCAAACACGAGGACCAGGACGAUUGAUAAAUAAUGUCUGUUGAUUUAUUUUGUUGAGUGAUUAGUCGGAGUUCGUGAUAUAUAAGAACGGCUCGAUCAUGGAUUUUUUCGGUUUCUGUCGUUCGAGUUCAAGCUUUAAAAAACAAUCGGACUUCAGGUCCAGUUCAGUAACAAAAAUUGGAAUUUUUGUGAGUUUAGAAAGAAAACUGAGUAUCUAAUCAAUGAGGAACACAUGAGGAACAUAAUGAAUAUAUUAACAAUUUACGCUAAUCGUACAGAUAUUCAUAAAAAUACGAAGUUUUUUAUUUAAUAUAUUCUUACGCAAAUUAUCACAAGAAGUUGGUAAAACAAUAUUAAGGUACGUCCACAGUUUUUACCAUCUUAACCAUCUUAACCAUCUUAAGUUAAAAUCGAUUAAUUUUUAAUAAUUUUGUAGUAAAAAUAAGUAAAUAGUUUGAAUUGUACAGAAGACCUUUAUUGGAAGCUUAAAAAUGGGCCGAGAUGGUUACAUUAAGUUUGGGGGAGCAGGUGAGUUGAAUUGGUUUCAAAAGGGGUAGCUGUGAUAAAACUGUUGAGCGGGUGAAGUAGGCAAGCGACAAAAGGAAAGAAUUAUUCAUUCCGGUAAAAGCAGUUUAAGGGUUGAUUCUCACUAUGCCUUCCGUAUCAUCUACCUUCCGUUUACAUAAAAUAUUAUACCGUAUGAUCGAGAAAAAACGGCGUCAACGAUGGCUAUGAAGUGA
Sitophilus oryzae (rice weevil) is the source of this 2509-nucleotide messenger RNA. It is a transcript of the gene Ptx1, whose product is annotated as pituitary homeobox homolog Ptx1. The record is from RefSeq and is a predicted model, not a curated record. Gene Ontology annotation, cellular component: nucleus. Gene Ontology annotation, molecular function: DNA-binding transcription factor activity, RNA polymerase II-specific; RNA polymerase II cis-regulatory region sequence-specific DNA binding. The coding region runs from base 495 to 1739 and encodes 414 amino acids. The transcript has 5 exons. Gene Ontology annotation, biological process: anatomical structure morphogenesis; regulation of transcription by RNA polymerase II. NCBI's taxonomy places the organism in Eukaryota, Metazoa, Arthropoda, Insecta, Coleoptera, Curculionidae.